This is a messenger RNA of Habropoda laboriosa, 1227 nucleotides long. RefSeq names its product dopamine receptor 1-like (gene Dop1). Bases 19 to 1227 code for a protein of 402 amino acids. Lineage: Eukaryota; Metazoa; Arthropoda; Insecta; Hymenoptera; Apidae. Gene Ontology annotation, molecular function: G protein-coupled receptor activity. The record is from RefSeq and is a predicted model, not a curated record. The transcript has 7 exons. Gene Ontology annotation, cellular component: membrane. Gene Ontology annotation, biological process: adenylate cyclase-activating adrenergic receptor signaling pathway.
CGCCAGCUGCCGCACGUCAUGAUUCUACCCCAGAAUAACCUGACAGACGGGGAAGAAGAUCUGCCUGAAGACAGUUUCUCACUGUUGUCGGUGCUUCUAGUUGGAUUUCUCUUCCUGAUCCUGAUAUUUUUAUCCGUCGCUGGCAACAUUCUAGUCUGCGUGGCGAUUUACACGGACCGCGGUUUACGGAGGAUAGGAAACUUAUUCCUCGCCUCCCUGGCGAUCGCCGACCUGUUCGUCGGUUGUCUGGUUAUGACAUUCGCCGGGGUAAACGAUCUCCUCGGCUAUUGGGUGUUUGGUCCACGAUUCUGCGACACCUGGAUCGCCUUUGACGUUAUGUGCAGCACUGCCUCUAUUCUCAACCUUUGCGCAAUCUCCCUCGAUCGUUACAUUCAUAUAAAGGAUCCUCUCAGAUACGGCCGCUGGGUGACGAGAAGAGUCGCGUUUGCUGGAAUCGCUAUUGUCUGGUUGCUCGCAGGACUCAUAUCCUUCGUGCCGAUCAGCCUAGGCCUUCAUCGAGCAGACGAACCCGUAAUUUACGUCGAUGGCAAAGAGAAACACCCUACGUGCGCCUUGGACCUUACACCCACCUAUGCGGUAGUUUCCUCCUCUAUAUCUUUUUACGUGCCCUGCAUCGUAAUGCUGGGAAUUUAUUGCAGGCUCUAUUGCUACGCACAGAAACACGUAAAAAGCAUCCGUGCAGUAACGAAACUGCCGGACACCUCAAUGGCCAAAAGUUUUCGCUCGAAAAGCACUCGCAACAAACCGCCAAAACCACAAACAAAAACGAAGCCGACGAGUCCUUAUCAUGUGUCCGAUCAUAAAGCCGCCAUUACAGUCGGUGUAAUUAUGGGCGUCUUCUUAAUAUGCUGGGUACCCUUUUUCUGCGUAAAUAUCGUCGCUGCAUAUUGCAAGACCUGCAUAUCAGUCCGAGCGUUCCAAGUACUCACUUGGCUCGGCUACAGUAACUCGGCCUUCAAUCCGAUCAUCUACAGCAUCUUCAACACAGAAUUCCGAGAAGCAUUCAAGAGAAUCCUCACGAAGGGUGCACGUGCCCGAGGAAAUCAGCCGUCGACCAGCGAGUGUGGAGAAUUUCGAUCCGUGGUCGUGCAGAAACGAAACGGGUCUAUGAUCGAAUGUAAUAUUAGUCCAAGAUCGAGCGCGGACAGUUGUCAGGUCGGAAUAAUGGCGCAAAGACACCGCGAUACUAUCGUCAGCGCGAUAUAA